Messenger RNA from Pieris rapae (cabbage white), 1285 nucleotides. RefSeq names its product gamma-gliadin-like. The transcript is spliced from 2 exons. The coding region runs from base 70 to 1245 and encodes 391 amino acids. Lineage: Eukaryota; Metazoa; Arthropoda; Insecta; Lepidoptera; Pieridae. The record is from RefSeq and is a predicted model, not a curated record.
AAGAGAUGUGGUGGUAAGUAUAUAAUACGCCAGUUUUAGAUAUCUGUGCACACUGACCCAGCAUCAACCAUGAGAGUGGUAAUAUUAUUGUCAGUGGUCGCGGCCAUAGUGGCUGAAGCACCAUACCAGCUUCCGCAGCCAGGGCCUCAGGCUCCAGUCUUUAAUUAUCCAGUACAGCAAUCACAAAGGCCGAAUAUAAUACAAAAUUCACAGCAGUCAAGCGGUGGUUAUCAUUACCAACAACCACAACCGAGGCCAAACUAUGUGCCACAACCAAGACCUCAACCUCAACCUCAACGUCUACCUCAACCUGUGUAUCCUCAACCUCAACCCAAUUACCCCCAACCCAUAGCUCCGUUACCCCAACCUCUUCCCCAACCAUCCUACGGAGUUCCCCAGCCGCAACCUACUUACCCACAACCACAGCCCAGCUAUCCACAACCACAGCCCGGCUAUCCUCAACCACAGCCCAGCUAUCCUCAACCACAGCCGAGCUAUCCUCAACCACAGCCCAGCUAUCCUCAACCACAGCCUAGCUAUCCUCAACCUCAACUUAGCUAUCCCCAGCCACAGCCCCAACCAACUUACCCUCAGCCACAACCACAACCAUCCUACAACUACCCACAACCAGCACAACCUCUCCCCCAACCUCAACAAAUCCAACCACUCCCACAACCAAUCCAACCACUCCCACAACCAAUCCAACCACUCCCACAACCAAUUCAACCACUCCCACAACCAAUCCAACCUCUCCCACAGCCCAUCCAACCGCUCCCCCAACCAAAUUUCCCUCAACCUCAACAAUCAGGAUACUCCUACCAGCAACCUGCCGCUCCUUUCAUCCAACAAUCCAGCCAAUCACUAUCCAGCUACCAAGCAGAUUCUAACCAAUACAACAACGCCCAACUUUCCCUCGGUCAGUACAACUCUCCUCAGCAGCAGCAAACCCACAGAGAUGCAUUGGAUGACCAUGUCGUCAGUCGCGUACAGAGUAUAAUUAAAGACAACGAGCACUCUUCAGCGAAGGAACGUGGAUAUUUGUCUUUGGUGUCUGGUGUGAGUCUCGAGAAUGCUCAGCCAAGUAUAGAAAUAUCUUCCUUCGUCCAGAACUCGCAGCAAGCUGUAAGCCAGAGCUCUGGUUCGCAAUCUGUGUCCACAGAUUAUGGAUUACCGAACCAAGUCGACAAUAGCAUUGCAUUCAUACCACAAAACAAACCAGCGAUUUCCUACGGAGUGCCAAAUUAGUUUAAAAUGAAAGACUUAAUAAAAGUAUUAUUUUUUUUAA